AUGACCCAAAUGCCUAGAUAUUCCAAGUUCCUUAAGGAUAUCUUGAGUAACAAAAGAGAUUGUAAUGAGAUAGAUUUGGUGGAGCUUGGUGAGUGUUGUAGUGCUUUGAUUCACAAUGACCUCCCUAAGAAGAUGAAAGAUUCGGGUAAUUUCUCCAUUCCUUGCAAAAUCAAGAGUAGGUUGUUUGAGAAUGCUUUAUGUGAUUUGGCUGCUAGUGUGAGCAUAAUGCUCUUCUCGGUCUUCAAGAAGCUAAAGCUAGGAGAACUUCUUCCUACCAACAUGACUUUACAAUUGGCCAAUAGGUUUAUCAAGUUUCCCAAGGGAAGAGUUGAGGAUGUUCCCCUAAAGAUAGGUAGUUUUACAAUACCCGUUGAUUUCAUUGUGCUUAAAAUAGAAGAAGAUGACCACAUUCCAAUUAUCUUUGGGAGACUUUUCCUAGAUACUUCGGGAGCUUUGAUUAAUGUUAAGGCAGGCCGAAUUACCUUGAGUGUUGGUAACAAGAAAGAGAGUUUUAAGCUAAAACCAAUGCAUGAGUCCUUAUCCCUUAUGAAAGGAAUCUAG
Messenger RNA from Chenopodium quinoa (quinoa), 561 nucleotides. RefSeq lists its product as uncharacterized. Bases 1 to 561 code for a protein of 186 amino acids. Lineage: Eukaryota; Viridiplantae; Streptophyta; Magnoliopsida; Caryophyllales; Amaranthaceae. The transcript has a single exon. The record is from RefSeq and is a predicted model, not a curated record.